Molecule: messenger RNA, 1777 nt
Organism: Phalaenopsis equestris
Lineage: Eukaryota; Viridiplantae; Streptophyta; Magnoliopsida; Asparagales; Orchidaceae
Exons: 7
Coding region: 51-1169 (372 amino acids)
Source: RefSeq, a predicted model, not a curated record
UUUUUCGUUUGAUUACUUAUCUCACAUACGAGAGGGAGGCAGGGAGUUUAAUGGGGAGAUGGGGAGCUUGGUCCCAGCUCAGGCAACUAAAAGCAUCGUCGCGGUGCUCUUCCUCUCAUUCUCCUCGACGUACAUCGGCUUCUCUUGGAAGUCUUUUUCUACCCCCGACAUAUGGUUUCUGCUCACCAUUUAUUAGGUUUUCCUCCACAAUCCCUGCCGUCUCCGAUUCCUAUGAUGGGGUUUUGGGCUCUGGGCAUUACGAGCACAUACAGAGGAAUGAGUGGGAGUCGCACGAAGACGAGGGCACCUCUAGAUAUAUUCCGGUGAAGGCCUAUUUUCUAAGCACUAGUAUUGAUUUGAAGAGCAUACAAACUGAAAAUGUGUGCUAUGUGAUUCCUCCGUCUUCUCGUUCAUCAAAUUAUGUUGCGCUACGCUACUCCGAUUACCCUCUAGAUAUUGGGAUCAAUGAGAAUGGCGAUAAUUGCCGCUAUGUUGUAGUUUUCCAAUAUGGAUCGGUUAUCUUGUUCAAUAUUGCAGAUCAUGAAGCUGAACAAUAUCUUGAUUUAGUUAGGAAGCAUGCUCAUAGAUUGCUUCCUGAAACGAGAAAGGAUGAUUACGCUGUGGUUGAGAAACCACAGUUAACUUCCUGGAUGCAUGGAGGUGCAGAUUAUAUAGCAUUGAAAAGCUUAGAUAUGGAUGGCAUACGCAUAAUUUGUAAUGUACUUGGGCAAAGUAUUGCUCUCGAUCAUUACAUAGGACAGGUUGAUGAUAUGGUUGAAGAAUUUACAGACAUCAAUCGUGGUAUGGAAAAGACUGGAACGUUUACCAUGAAAAGAAAGAAGCUUUUUCAACUGGUGGGGAAGGCGAACUCAAACUUAGCUGAUGUAAUAAUAAAGCUUGGUCUAUUUGAUAGAUCCGAGAUUGCUUGGAGAAAUUCAAACUAUGCCCAGAUAUUGGAGUAUCUUCGUGAAGAGUAUGAACUUGCUCAACGUUUUGGGAGCCUGAACUUUAAACUCAAAUUUGUCGAGCACAACAUCCAUUUCCUUCAGGAAGUUCUUCAAAACAAAAAAUCCGAUCUUCUGGAAUGGGUGAUCAUCAUACUGUUACUCAUAGAAAACAUAAUCUCCAUGUAUGAGAUUCUUAAAACUUCCACAGUCAUUCCUCCUUGACCUCCUCUUGUCAUUUUGAUCAUUUUUGUUCAUCUGGCAUGCAAUGGCUCCUUUUUCCUUGAUGCUUCAGCUCCGAACCCUAAUUAUGCCCAUCAAUUCCUGUUUAGAUCAUUUACUCUUUUCUAUUUCGAAUCCUUGAAGCUCAAUUUUCCUAAACCUAUCACCUGCCGGUUAAGUAUUAAUUCCCUCCCCUUCCUAUGUUCUUUGAUUUUAGUUUCAAGUAUAAUGCCUAAGAUUCUCGCUCUCGCUCUCGCUCUCGCUCUCGCUCUCGCUCUCUCUCUCUCUCUCGUUCUCUUUCUCGGUCAAAAUAUACUCAAUUUUCACCUCUGAGGCACAAUUUAUGCAAGCAGGAAAUGUUAGUUGAAACUUAAUGUUGACAUGUUGAGGUGAAAGGUCUCCGUAAUUAUGCUCGAAUACGUAGCACAUCGGUUGAAGACAAAAUGAAGUAUCUCAAUGUGUUGGGUAAUCUCCUUAUUUGAUGUAAAAUCGAUGUGUGAUGGAAGCGUAGGCAACUGUAUUAUGCAUUCUUGUAUUUACUGUUUUUUAGUUAUUUUAUAUUUACAUGUAUUUAUACACAAAAAUGCAAUAAGAUGUGCUUUUACUUGUUA